AUGUCAAAUCUCACAUAUUAUUCAAUGUUAGGUUACUAUGCGGUUCGUGUUGGUCGUGAACCAGGAAUAUACUUAUCAUCAGAUCAAUGUAAAGAACAGAUUCACAAAUAUCCUAGUGCCUUGUAUAAAAAAUUUAAUACAAAACAGCAGGCUGAAGAUUUUAUUAAACCGAUAGAAGAUAUUAAGAACUAUCUAUCAGUUUGGACUGAUGGAAAAUUAAAAUCAAUCACUGGUGUUGGAGUAUUUUUUGCUGACAAUGAUGAUCGAAAUCUGUCUGAAAGAUUACCAGGCGAAAUUCAAACAAACAACCGAGCUGAACUAUAUGCUACUAUACGAGCAUUAGAAAUUGUUGAUAAACUACAGAUAUUGUUAUAA
Molecule: messenger RNA, 375 nt
Organism: Racocetra persica
Lineage: Eukaryota; Fungi; Glomeromycota; Glomeromycetes; Diversisporales; Gigasporaceae
Source: the annotation of a GenBank genome assembly